Crotalus tigris (Tiger rattlesnake) is the source of this 4517-nucleotide messenger RNA. It is a transcript of the gene FIZ1, whose product is annotated as FLT3 interacting zinc finger 1. The transcript is spliced from 2 exons. The record is from RefSeq and is a predicted model, not a curated record. Gene Ontology annotation, biological process: regulation of transcription by RNA polymerase II. Gene Ontology annotation, molecular function: RNA polymerase II transcription regulatory region sequence-specific DNA binding; DNA-binding transcription factor activity, RNA polymerase II-specific. Bases 652 to 2106 code for a protein of 484 amino acids. Lineage: Eukaryota; Metazoa; Chordata; Lepidosauria; Squamata; Viperidae. Gene Ontology annotation, cellular component: nucleus.
CGUUCGCCUCCCUGUCGCCGUCCGUCGAAGGAUCUGCCCUUCACUAAAAUGUAGGCGCCGAUAAGUUCAUGAGAAGGAACUCUCGGAUUAACCCAACAAUUCCAUAUGCAGAGCUUUCUACAAUAUUUUCCUGGGCUUUUCAAUGAAUUCCCUGAAGUUGUUUUUUAUGCAGAUACUUUUAAAAAGUUGUUUAAUGGUCCGGAAGACCAAUUGUUUUAAUUAUGAUGACUUUAGAAAGGAUGCCUUACAGCCUGUAAAGCACCACUGGCCAUCAUAAAAUCCUCCCCCCCCCCAGAUCACAUGGCAACAUUUCCAAUCUUGGCAACUGGUUCACAUUUAAAAUUGGCUGCAAUGUCCUGAAGUCAUGCAACUGUGAUUUGCAGCAGUUUCUGGCAAAAAAAAAUCACAUUUGUGAGAAUGGAUUAACAACCACUACAAAAUCAGUAAAAAAAGCUUCAGUCCCACAGAUGUGUUGACUUAUGACAGGAAUGACUUACAACCAAAAUUUUGUUCCCAAUUGCGAUAAUAGGUCGAGGGCUACCUGUACACUGGGAAGAGGGGGCUGUCCUUAUUGGGGAUUUGAACUCAACAGCCUGAGAACCCUUCAGCUCUAAUUCUCUUCUUACUGCUCUCUAGAAGUACAUUGGGUAGAUGGAGAGCCAUGGUGAAGCAUGGCCAGAGGGCCAACAUUCCCAGGAAGCUCCAGGAGGUGUUCGGAUGGCCCCUGGAACUGAGGAAGAAUGCGCCGUUCUCUACUCAGAUACUGAGGACGACCCCUCACUCUUGAUGGUCAAUGGCGCAGGCCCCCGAGCCCCCUUCCAUUGCUCUGAAUGUGACAAGAGCUUCCGCUAUCGUUCGGACCUGCGCCGCCAUUUUGCCCGACACACUGAACUGAAGCCUUUCCAGUGCCCUCACUGUGUCAAGAGCUUCAAGCAUUCUUUCAACUUGGUGAACCACAUCCGGAGCCACACGGGGGAGCGCCCCUACCGCUGCACCAUGUGCCCCAAAGGCUUCCGGGACUCCACGGGACUUCUUCACCACCAGGUGGUCCACACUGGGGAGAAGCCAUACUGCUGUCAUAUCUGUGAGCUCCGUUUCUCCUCCCGCAGCAGUUUGGGCCGCCACCUCAAGCGCCAGCACCGGGCAUCACCUGCCACCACAGCCCCUCAAGCGCCUACCCCGCGCUGCCUGGCCUGUGGCAAAGAGCAGAGUCCCUUGGGACACCUAUGUGCUGCCGGCCGAGGCCGGGCUGCCCCUUUCGGUUGUGGGGCCUGCGGGCGGCACUUCCAGUUAGCCUCUGAACUUCGCCGCCAUUGGCUGGCUCAUACUGACAUCAAACCCUUUAAAUGUCCGGACUGUGAGAGAGACUUCAAUGCUGCAUCCCUCUUGGAACGCCAUAAACUCACUCAUGCCAAGGACAGGCCCCUACCAUGCCAGCUUUGCUCCAAGAAAGCUCAGAAGAGGGAUGGGAGGAUGCUGGAACUGAAGGGUGUGGAAGAGCAGCUGAAAGGAGGUGAGCAGCAGGAGGAGGAGACUCAGCGGCACAGCAGAGGCUGUCCAUCCUGCCACUCUCCUGAAACUCGCCCCCCGGACACACUGUACCAGUGCGAGUGUGGAACAUUUUUUGCCAACAGCAACACCCUCACCGCUCAUCUGACUGCCCAUGGAGGCGAGCCCUCUUUCACCUGUGGCAUAUGUGGCCAGCCCUUCGUGAACUUGCAGGCCUUGGAGGAGCACCAGCUGAGCCACGCUGUGUCCACAGCACCACUACAAGGCCCAGGCAGCGAGCUAGAACGCCACCUGUUGCCCCAGCUGGAUCUCCGGACAGUCCCCACUCAGCCUGGCAAGAAACUCUACAAGUGCAGCGAAUGUGAGAAAUUCUUCCGCAGUCCCCGAGAUCUGGACCGCCACGUCUUGGUACACACCGGUGAGAAACCCUAUCAGUGCACUGAAUGUGGCAAGUUCUUCCGGCAUGAAUGUUACCUGAAAAGGCACCGUCUGUUGCACAGCGGUGAGCGUCCUUUCAAGUGCACUGUCUGCCACAAGGGGUUCAUCACCCUGAGCAACCUUUCCCGCCAUCUCAAGCUGCACCGAGGGAUUGACUAGGAGGGCUGUCCUGCUCUCCUAAGAAUAAUUUCCCCCAGCACUGCAUUCUUCUACCUCCAUCCCACAGUGGAAGCCACAGAUGUUCCCGUUUUGGAGGUAGACUUCUGCCUGAUGUUCCCGAACUCUGCCUGCCCUCACCCUCCUUCCUGGUUCAGUACUUUAGGGCAAGGACUUGAAAGGAUUAAAAUAUAUAUUAUUAUUAUUAUUAUUAUUUACCAAUGUUCCACUACUGUUAAUAGAAUACAUUGCACAUGCUUGGCAAAUUAUAAGGUUUCAGUGUGUCGGGUAGACAGGAAUAUCUCCCUGCCUAUUGACCUGAUCGGUUCCAGAAAGUUCUUGAUUUCAGAACAGGAAUAUUCAGAGCCAUGCAAAGAAGUUAUGACAGGAAAAACCCCUUGGUUUAAGUGUCUUAACGUCUGAAGGUGCUUCUAUGUGGGUGAGCUUAACCAGUGCUGAAAAUACUUUGGCCAAUAAUCCUGGAGAGCUUCGGGGCAGAGCCAUUUUCUCUCUCUCCAGAGAAUGAGGAAACUUUGCUGGAUAUUUAAAGAGGCAGAGUACUACUUCACCCUUCAGUAUUUCCCAAUCACUUUAGUCUUGUACUAAAAGGCAGCACAACUGGCCAAAAAGAUAAAUAUGCACAAAUCUAACUUGCAUCAUUCUUUAGUUUGUGUAGUUUUCUUACUUUUUCCUUUUGCCAUUCUGUUCUUGAAUUGGUAGGACUACAGUUAGAUGUACUUCCUGUCCCUCAAAGUAGAGAAAUCUUAUGUCCCUCAUAAUAACCAUUAUCCCCAAGGUUAAAUAAGGGUAACAUGUUUGUGACAUAACUGUACACAUUGUAAUUUAUUGGGAAUCUCCAAAAAAGUUCAACUUGAUUUAGAGGAGCCCGCUAAUAGAAGAUUUGAGAACCUUUACUUCACGGUAUAUAUGCUACAAAAGGGAUAUUAAGUAUUGAAAAAUAAUUCACACCACUGAUUUAAAAAAAAUCACAAAACUUAACAGCCUCUCUCUUCCACCCUCCCCUCCAAAUGUUAACUUUUUAUAUUUAUUUUAUUUAUCUCCUUUUUCCUACAGCUCCCACCAGCAUUUCUAGCACAUACUGCCCAAAUUUUCUUCCCAACAAUAGUUUUAUGAGGGAAUUUGGGGUUGCUUGAGGAGGGUGAAUUGUGUUUCCUAUUUUUAAUCUUGCAAUAUAACUUGUUUUCUCCCAUUUAUCAGCCAGAAGAAUGUUCAUUUGGGUCACCUCUGCUAUUCCUUUCUCAAAACUGUGUAAAGGCCAAACAGAUGCUUUUGCUUUGGUGUGAAGUUUCAGGGCAGAGAAACUUGGUAUUUAAUAGAAGACAAUGUUUAACAAAAUAAUUUAAAGAGUAUUUGUCAUUUUAAUGGUAAUAUUGAGGAGCUGGUAUAUUUCUCCUUCAUGGUUGGCUAUAAGAAGGGUGAAAUUUUGAGUUGGCCUAGGCUUAUGUAUAAUUUCCAAAUGAUAUUUAAAACUGCUAAAGUUUUAAGAUCUCUUGGGAGCAAGGAAAGCUCACAUUUACUUCUUAAUACUUAAAUAGGCAACAGAGAACAAACUAAAAAGCAAGGUGUAUUAUCUAAACCAGGGAUGUAUAGCCUGGGUAACUUUUAAAAUAUUUGGACUUCAAUUCUGAGAAUUCCCCAGCUAGCAUGGCUGAUUGGGAAUUCUGGGAAUUGAAGUCCACACAUUUUAAAGUUGCCGAGGUUGGACACCCUGCUCUAAAACAAGAAAUUAGAACAUAGUGAAGAGUUGUAUGUUCUUAUACCCUACAUGAAAACCUAACCCUGGGUUGGCUUUGCUCUAGUCUAUACUCUUUUGCCUGUCUGCUGCCAUUCAUAAGACUUCCUGGCUGGGCAAACUAAUUUCUCCAUUCCCUACAAAUUCUAGAUUCUGAUGGAGUAUCCCUUACCCAUCCCAAUAUGGAGUUGUUUUCUGACCAACAAUUGAGUCUUCUGGGUUUUUUUUCCUCUUUUUAAAGUCCUUGUUAGGUCCUUGGACAUCUAAUAAACUUAUGUACCUGACCAAAUUCCAGUUCCUUAUCUUCUGUGGACUGUAAGCCUUGUACCUGGGCAUUUCUGUAUUAUGUUUUAUUGAAAGAAUAAUUGCACAUGUGGGUAUUUGCUUAUGUUUUGGAAACAAAGCCUGUCCAGUUUGUCUGGCCAAGGGGCCUACUUUACCUGUCCUCUGCUUGAAGGCUUAUCUACUUCAACCUUGUUUUCAAGAUAAUUAACCAUUUGUGUGCACGUGUGAGAGGAAAAUAUAUAUCCAUCAGUAGUACCUGGGCAGUAGAAGAAGCCAGCACCUAGGUUAGUUGGUUGAAAUAUUUUCCAAUAUGGCAGGGAGUAUUGUAUUUCUGCUAAUUUACCAUUAUAUUAAACCUGCAUCAUAUAUCUAUGGA